CUGGGUUGGGAAGGUCCGUCGUGGGUGCGUGAAUGCGAAUUUCAUCCAUAUUUGAGAACGUUUGCAUCGAAUCUGCAGUCUUCUUGACAUAUGGACCUGCACAUGGCUUUAAGCUGACAGACGGGUGAGCGCGCCCCGCCAUGUCGUCGGUGAAGGUCGCCGUCCGGGUGCGGCCGUUCAACGGUAGGGAGAUCGGCCGCGAGUGCGACUGCAUCAUCGACAUGGACGGCAACACAACCACCAUCACGAAUCCCAAGCAAAUAAAUGAUAACGUCAAAAGUUUUAACUUUGACUAUUCCUACUGGUCGAUAGAGCCGUCGGCGCCCCAGUUCUCCUCCCAGGAGCGGGUGUACCUGGACAUCGGGGUGGAGAUGCUGGACCACGCCUUCGAAGGUUACAAUGUAUGCAUUUUUGCGUAUGGCCAGACCGGGGCCGGCAAGUCGUACACCAUGAUGGGGAAGCCGGACGAUGGCCAAGAGGGCAUCAUCCCCAGGAUCUGCCGCAACCUCUUCCAGCGGAUCUCCAACGACAGCGACACGGAAGCCCAGUACUCUGUGGAGGUCAGCUACAUGGAGAUCUACUGCGAACGCGUCCGGGACCUGUUGAAUCCGAAGAACAAGAACCAUCUGCGCGUGCGUGAGCACCCGCUGCUGGGGCCCUACGUAGAGGAUCUCUCGAAGCUGGCCGUCACCGCUUACGAGGACAUCCGCGACCUGAUGGACGAGGGGAACAAGGCCAGGACUGUGGCGGCCACCAACAUGAAUGAAACGUCCAGUCGUUCCCAUGCCGUUUUUACCAUCAUCUUCACUCAACGGAAGUAUGAUGCCGCGACAGACCUCACGUCAGAAAAGGUCAGCAAGAUCUCGCUGGUGGACCUGGCCGGCUCGGAGAGGGCCGACUCCACCGGCGCCAAGGGCACGCGGCUCAAGGAGGGCGCCAACAUCAACAAGUCGCUGACCACACUCGGCAAGGUCAUCUCGGCGCUGGCUGAAGUGUCUUCAGCACCAGCCUCGAAGAAGAAGAAGAAGUCCGAGUUCAUUCCGUACCGGGACUCGGUGCUGACCUGGCUGCUGCGUGAGAACCUGGGCGGCAACAGCAAGACGGCCAUGGUGGCCGCCCUCUCACCGGCCGACAUCAACUACGACGAGACGCUCUCGACUCUCCGGUACGCCGACCGCGCCAAACAGAUCGUCUGCAAGGCCGUGGUGAACGAGGACGCCAACGCCAAGCUGAUCCGCGAGCUGCGCGAGGAGAUCAUGCGCCUGCACGACCUGCUCAAGGUCGAGGGCAUCCAGGUGGACUCGGACGGGAAGGUUAAUUACUCAAAUAGUAGGCCCAAGUCCCAUGACGUUUCAGCCGAGGGAGGCUCGCCGGAGGCCAGUGGAACCAGCAAUGUCACCAAGGAUGCUGUCCAUCAGCUGCAGGUCAACGAGAAAAUCAUGGCAGAGCUGAGCGAGACCUGGGAGCAGAAGCUGAAGCGGGCCGACGACGUGCGGCAGUACCGCGAGACCGUGUUCGCCGAGAUGGGCAUCGCGCUCAAGGAGGACGGCAAGACGGUCGGCAUCUUCUCGCCCAAGAAGACGCCGCACCUGGUGAACCUGAACGAGGACCCGUCCAUGUCCGAGUGUCUGAUCUACUACAUCAAGGAGGGCAUCACGCGCGUCGGCUCUGCCGAGGCCAACAUACCACAGGACAUCCAGCUGAUUGGCGUGCACAUCUACAACGAGCACUGCAUCUUCGAGAACAGGGAGGGUGUGGUGAUGUUGAUCCCGAACGAUGGGGCGCUGUGCUACGUGAACGGGCGCACCAUCACGCAGCCUGUCGUACUGCGCACUGGCAGUCGCGUCAUCCUCGGCAAGAACCACGUCUUCCGCUUCAAUCACCCCGAGCAAGCGCGAGAGAGGCGGGAGAAGUCGCCCAGCGAGCCGCCCAGCUCGGAGGCGGUGGACUGGCAGUUCGCGCAGGUGGAGCUGCUGGAGAAGCAAGGAAUCGACUUAAAAAAGGAAAUGGAAAAACGACUCGAAGCAAUGGAGGAACAAUUCAAAAAGGAGAAAGAAGAAAGUAAGCUGCAGUUCGAGAAAGAAAGAAAGAACUAUGAAGCCAAGAUUGAUGCUCUGCAAAAACAGGUUGAAGAGCAGAGUAUGACUAUGUCCAUGUACUCGUCCUACACAGCAACGGAUGACUUCGUCCCCGAAGACGAUGUGUAUGUGAAUCCGCUGUUCGAGGGCGAGGUCGUGUGGACGGAGCGGGACUACCAGCUGGCGGCCACGUGCUUCCAAAAGUGGCGCUUCCAUCAGUUUACGUCGCUCCGAGACGACCUCUGGGGCAAUGCCAUCUUCCUCAAGGAGGCCAACGCCAUCAGUGUCGAGCUGAAGAAGAAGGUGCAGUUCCAGUUCACGCUGGUCACGGACACCAUGUACAGUCCGCUGCCGUCUGACCUCGCUCCAGCCGUCGAGGACGACGAGGAGGUGGCCCCCGACGGCCGGCCCUACCCGCGCACCAUCGUCGCCGUCGAGGUCAAGGACCAGAAGAACGGCGCCACCCAUUUCUGGAGUAUCGAGAAGCUACGCCGGCGGCUGGAGCUGGCGCGCCAGUGCCGCCUGGCGCUGGCCGACCCGUGCCCGCUCAGCCCGGAGUCAGAGCCGAACCCCGCCGCCGCCGAUGCCGCCCAGCGGCUGGAGCUGAUGCGCGAGAUGUACCACAACGAGGCGGACCUCAGUCCCAGCUCGCCGGACCACAGCGUGGACAACGUCACUGGCGGCGACCCCUUCUACGACCGCUUCCCCUGGUUCCGGGUGGUCGGCAGAGGUUUUGUGUAUCUGAGCAACCUCCUGUACCCGGUGGCGCUGGUGCACAAGGUACCCGUGGUCAACGCCAACGGCGACGUCAAGGGCUACCUGCGCGUGGCCGUCCAGGCCGUGCUAGACGAGGACGCGCUCGAGUGCUCGUCGGGCGUGCGCCAGUCGGCGCGGAUCACGUUCGUCGACGAGCCGCCGUCGGAGCCGCUGCCGCCACCGCCGCCGCCGCCGCCGCUGCAGCUGCCCGACGAGCGGCUGCCGGACGGUGCCGCCAGCACACGAGACGCCGAGAAUGACGCGGACAGCGGCCGCGGCGACUCUGAGAAGGAAGCCGAGGAGCAGCUGCCACCACACAUGGCCCUCGGCAGAGAGUUCACCUUCAGGGUCACCGUGCUCCAAGGCAUGGGCAUACAGAGCGACUACUCGGACGUCUUCUGCCAGUUCAAGUUCCGGCAUCGUGAGGAUGAAGCGUUCUCCACGGAACCGAUCAAGAACUCGGGCGCUGCGCCCAUCGGGUUCUACCACGUCCAGAACAUCACGGUGGCGGUGACGCGGUCAUUCGUCGACUAUCUGAAGACGGAGCCGCUGGUGUUCGAGGUGUUCGGCCAUUAUCAGCAGCACCCGCUGCACAACGACUCCAGGAUGGACUCUUGUCUCCGGCCGCCGCCACGCCGGCUACAGCCGCUCGCCAUCCCCAUCAGCCUGCCGGUGCGCUCGGCCAAGUUCGGCGCCCUGCAGCAGCACUGCUCGGCCCACGUUCACGCGCGUCACGACAUCCUGGUGUGGUUCGAGAUCUGCGAGCUCGCACCGAGCGGCGAGUACGUGCCGGCCGUGGUGGAUCACUGCGACGAGCUGCCGACCGGCGGCCAGUUCCUGCUGCACCAGGGCAUUCAGCGCCGGCUGCGCGUCACCGUUGUGCACGAGCGCACGCCCGAUGUCCAGUGGAGCGACGUGCGCGAGCUGGUGGUCGGUCGUAUACGGAACACAGUGGAGUUCGAGGAGGACGACGAGAAUGACACGACCGUCCUCUCUUUGGGCCUGUUCCCCGGCGAGUACAUGGAGUACGCAGGGGACUCGCGGACCAUAUUCCGAUUCGAGGCGGCUUGGGACUCGUCCCUGCACAACUCGGUGCUGCUGAACCGCGUCACGCCGUACGGCGAGGUGGUCUACAUGACCAUCUCGGCCUACCUGGAGGUGGCCAACUGCACUCAGCCGGCCAUCGUCACCAAGAACCUGUGCAUGACGAUCUACGGGCGCGAGGCGCGCACGGCCCCGCGUACCUUCCGCCACCUGUUCCUGGGCGCGCUGCGCAGCUGCGAUGCCAACCGGCUGACGGGCGUCUACGAGCUGAGCCUACGACGGGCCGCCGACGGCGCAGGCGCCAGCCGCCGACAGCGUCGCGUGCUGGACACCAGCGUGACGUACGUGCGCGGCGAGGAGAACCUGGAGGGGUGGCGGCCCCGCGGCGACAGCCUGCUCUUCGAGCACCAGUGGGAGCUGGAGAAGCUGACGCGGCUGGAGGAGGUGGGCCGCACGCGACACCUGCUGCUGCUGCGCGAGAAGCUCGGCCUUGACCGGCUGCCCAUCCACGCGCACGAGUUCAGCAAGUCGGAGAAGGACGUAUGCAACCAGGUGGCGAAGGCGAGCAGUGAGGGCCGCGUGGCGUCGGUGGCGCCGCCGUCGGCGCGCACUCCGCCCGAGGCCGUGUACGAGCCGUGGGAGAUGACGGAGCGCGAGCGGCGCAUCGCCACCAAAUACGUCAGCCUCAUCCUCGGACACGACGCUCAGGCCAUACUGGGUCUGCCAGGGGCCGCGAGCGAGCAGCCUGCGGCGCCGGCAGAGGCCUGUGGCACCAAGCCCACCGCCGCCGACACCCCCCUGUGGAGCGGCGACCCGCUCUUCUGCGCCGAGCUGGAGGAGAUCCGCGUCUCGCCGGCCGUCAGCCGCCGCGGCCCGCUGCUCGUGUUCGAGGAGCUCACGCAGACGUGGCUCAAACGCUGGCUGGUGGUGCGUCGACCGUACGUGUUCCUGUUCCGCGAUGCCAAGGAUGCCGUGGAGCGUGGCCUCAUCAAUCUGGCCACCGCUCAGAUUGAGUUCAGCGACGGUCUGGCGGACGACGUGCCCAACUCGUUCAGGGUGUCGACACAGCACCGCCAGUACCUGCUGCAGGCCGUGGGCAAGGACCCGGCCAGGGAUCUGUACGAGUGGCUGUACGCCAUGAACCCCCUGCUGGCCGGACAGAUCCGGUCGAAGCAGGGCCGCCGACGCCGCAUCUCUGGCGGUCGGAACUCUAUCACGGCCAGCCAAUGAGACCGGCUCAGCGCCGACGCCGCAGGAGAGUGCGCCCUCUCGUAGCGUGCCGCGCGGCCGCUGCGGGAAGCCCGCCCACCGCCCGCACCGCCGACGCUGAUUGGUCCGUUCUUUAUCGUGCCACGCUGAUCUCCGCGAGCUUUACGUUCCGACGCCAUGGGCCUAGUUCAUUAUGUGAUGCUCACCGUUCGUUCCGAGGCGCGUGGUCUGGUCGUGUUUUGUUUUGCAGUCACGCUAGCGCGUUUUGCCGUGGGAUCGUGGCGGGCUUGUGCGCUAUUCUGUGCGUCGGUGCUGAGUACGGAAGCCUGUGGUGUCGAUCGCACUCGUCGCAUGGCGGGAGGUGGUGCCACCGGUGCGGGACAGCUGUCCCGCCUCAAGCGAUGGUGGCAUCGGGUUAGCUCCUGGUUCUGCCACCAGCUUGCUGAUGUGCAAGGGGGGGGGGGGGGGAGCCCAACGAGUGAGUGCGCCAGCGGGCAUACUUUUAGGCCCGGCACUACGGGGUGUGCUUAGUGAGACAUGUCCGUGUCGCUAGUCACGUGGGCGCACUGCGACCUGCACUGUGCUUUGGAACCGAAUACUUCAUCACGUUUCCUGUUAUGAAGGGACAUUGCUUAGAAUCUUAUUUGCCGAAUCCCAUGCUAAUGGCCAUUAUUUGCUAUAUUAUUUACACAUCGAUGUUGUCUUUCAGUUACCACGUUGUUAGUAUCGUAGGACUUUUGUGUGCGUAUAUCUGCGGCUUGAGUUCCGAGAAUCUGUGAGCUGUUUGGGAAUGUAGCGCAGGAUGUAGCUUUCUUCCCUCGCCGAUGGCCGCAGCGGAGCCAGUGGGUUCCACCCAGCCACCGUCUGUUCUCUGGUCCGCUGGCCAUGUGCGCGGCGUCGACGGUGGAUUCCACUCGACCACCGGGCGGCGUCAGGUCCACUGACGACCCUGCAGUGGACACGAUGAACGCCGAACCGUCGCCGGAUGCUGUCGGGUCCAGGUCAUCCCAUUGUCAGAUCUGAUCAGCAGGGGGCGUCGCAGGACGCAGUCUACGUUCUGGAAACUAGAACCCCGCCUGACACCAAAUGGUGCCGAAUUAAAGGAUGACUACGGUGAAGCCAGUGGACCCCGCUGACUCAGGACCCAACGCCGGCGGGCCUGGUGCGUUUCGUGUGUCCGUGUCUCCACCUCCGUUUCCCCUCAAAUGGGCCGCGCCGCCAGGUGUGGUUACGACUGAAACGGACCUCUCUAUCAUCGUGGACAAUAAACAGCUUA
This is a messenger RNA of Pollicipes pollicipes, 6363 nucleotides long. RefSeq names its product kinesin family member unc-104 (gene unc-104). The coding region runs from base 141 to 5108 and encodes 1655 amino acids. The record is from RefSeq and is a predicted model, not a curated record. Gene Ontology annotation, molecular function: microtubule binding; ATP binding; microtubule motor activity. Lineage: Eukaryota; Metazoa; Arthropoda; Thecostraca; Pollicipedomorpha; Pollicipedidae. Gene Ontology annotation, biological process: microtubule-based movement. The transcript is spliced from 41 exons.